Iphiclides podalirius (scarce swallowtail) is the source of this 1473-nucleotide messenger RNA. NCBI's taxonomy places the organism in Eukaryota, Metazoa, Arthropoda, Insecta, Lepidoptera, Papilionidae. The record is from the annotation of a GenBank genome assembly.
AUGGAGAUGUCCCACCAGGGAGGGGCGGAGGCCGAGAGUCUCCUGCGCCCUGACCAGAGGAGUGCCGUCGUCAUGUCGCAGGGGACGCGUUUUGCACGUUGGGAUGCGUCGGAGGGCGAGAAACUACCGUUCCUACGAAACGAGCCGGUGAAGUUGACGCCCGCUUGGGAGGGCUCCAACCUGCCAAAUGACACGCUCAAUUUGAAAGGCAUCGCUAUGGAUCUGGCGCCGCCGAAGGACAAGUGGAACCUGAUCUACCUGACGCUGGUGCUCCACGGGCUGGGCACCCUGACCGCGUGGAACAUGUUCAUCACCGCUAAGGACUACUUCGUGGUUUACAAACUGGCGAGCGCGCCGCACCUAGCCAAGCGCUUCCUGCCCUACGUCGGCUGGGCCUGCCAGAUACCCAAUCUUCUGUUCAGCUGGUUCAACGUCUUCGUGAAGAUCGGCGGCAACCUCACCACUCGCAUCGUGUGGUCGCUGAUAAUGGAGGUGAUGGUGUUCGUGGUGACCGUCAUCCUGGCGAUGGUGGACAGCAGCGAAUGGGCGGUGACUUUCUUCUGGAUCACACUAGUCAGCGUUUUCGUGCUCAACGCGUUCAACGCGGUGUUCCAGAACUCGGUGUACGGCGUCGCGGCCCGCCUUCCCGCCCGCUACACCGGCGCCGUGGUGCUCGGCUCCAACGUGUGCGGCACGCUCGUCGCGCUGCUCAACUGGCUCUCGGACACCUUCACAUCGAGCUACCGCACAUCGGCGAUAUACUACUUCAUAGCGGGCAUGUUCGUGCUGCUCAUAUGCUUCGACACGUACUUCGCGCUGCCGCUGAACCGUUUCUACCGCUACCACGAGACGCUGCAGGAGAGGACGAUGCGCGUUAACCCAGCGCUGGCUGCGACCAAUCAGAACGCGAGCCCGGCGAAGCAGCGGACGCCGUACGGCCUCAUCUUCAGGCAGUCCUGGGUUCAACUCUACAACAUAUUCAUCGUUUUCUUCGUGACCCUCGCCAUUUUCCCCGAGGUCCAUUCCAACAUUGAACCGACGACAAAAAAUUUCCUUGGUAAUAAUUUCACAAGGCUGACCUGUUUUCUCACUUUCAAUCUGACUGCAAUGCUUGGAAAUCUCACCGCCAGCUUUUGGCAAUUUCCCAGUCCCAGGUGGCUCGCAAUCUUCACAUCAAUUCGGCUCGCAUUUAUCCCGCUGUUCCUGUUGUGCAACUAUAUACCUAAGGAGAGGACCCUCCCUGUUUUGGUGGGGAACGACUGGCUCUACUGGCUGCUGGCAGUCAUUCUUGGCUGGAGUUCAGGCCACGGCAGCUCCCUUGGUAUGAUGUAUGUUAGCGGUACUGUUGCUCCGGAGAAUGCAUCCGUUGCCGGAAUGAUUGGUGGGGCGAUGCUCGUCACGGGAAUAGUGGCGGGCAUUACGUUCUCCAGCAUCUGCAGAGACCUCGUGUCUCUAGACAUUUGGCGGUCUCUC